AUGUCACGUUCGUACGGAUUCCGGCGCAUAGUCUUGAUCGUAGUCGCUAGCAUUCUCCUUCUGAACGCUGGCACAUCUCUCGCCGCUCCAGUCACAAAAUACGAUCCGUUAGUGAUCGAUACUUUUCGCAGCCCUGCAACAAACGAUCUGGGAAUCUGGCAUGGAGCAGACGAAGGAAUGCCAGCUGAAUAUGGCGAAGGCUUUCUUCGCCUUAGACCCACGAAUGCCGAUAUGAACUUCUAUACCCAACUUUCCAUAAGCUGCAACAACAUGACCGGAUAUAAAGAUGCGUAUCUACAUGUUGUCUUCAAGGGGACCGAUAAGUUCAGCAUCAGCUUUACACAGCACAAUGCAGCGUGUGACCAGAAAAGGGCUCCUUAUCCCGAAACUUGGGAUUCAGUCGAGGCAUCUCGCUAUGCUAACGGGGAGGAUAUAUACGUUCCUCUCUCGCACUUCAAUAUAGACUUCACAAGAGCUAACUCGAUUGGUUUCCAUGGCUUCUAUACCCGAGAAGAAGUGACCUUGUUCAAGGUUGAGAUUAUCUCUGCGCCCCCUGGUGCUGUGAAUACACCCCAAAAACUUCCCACUGGCACACUGGUACUGAAAUGCAAACGGCCAAACUCCUUUGCAUUUGGCAUCGAUGAUGGGCAGCCACAGUAUGCUCAAGAAGUCAUGAAAAUAUUGGCUGAAGAGGAUAUCCUCGUGACGUUCUUCACCGUCGGCAAUGGACUAUUGGACGAGUCUGCCAACUUUACAAACGUCUACAAGGAGAUGCUAGGCCGUGGGCACCAGGUUGCUCUUCAUACAUUUUCGCAUCCUAUAUUAGCACUUUUGAAGAAUCUCCGUCUAACAAGCGUUAAGGAUGGAAGGAUUACCAACUACAGAGGGCAUCGACCGGGAAUUCGUGAAGAACAUGGAAAUGCUAAUAUGGUUCUCAAUCUAGGUCGAUAUUUCCGCCCACCCUUUGGCAACGUUGGUGCCCGAACUCGACAACGUCUUGCAGCUUUGGUUACUGACCCUUACAUUGUCAACUGGAGUGUGGAUAUUGAAGAUUGGCUAUGGGCUGGCUCCCCAACUCCUGAGAAACAAUUCGAAGCAUUCAAGCGAGACUUUGAGAAAGGGGGUGAUAUUGCCGUCAUGCAUUACCUGAAUCCCACCACUAUUUCAUACUUCAGGGACGUAUUCCAGCUAGUCAAGAAGUCUGGCAAGCGCAUCAUGCGUGUUGAUCAGUGCAUGGAAGAUCCAUCCGCACCACCAUUGCAUUGA
This is a messenger RNA of Microsporum canis CBS 113480, 1266 nucleotides long. RefSeq lists its product as hypothetical. The record is from RefSeq and is a predicted model, not a curated record. Gene Ontology annotation, molecular function: hydrolase activity, acting on carbon-nitrogen (but not peptide) bonds. Lineage: Eukaryota; Fungi; Ascomycota; Eurotiomycetes; Onygenales; Arthrodermataceae. The transcript has 3 exons. Bases 1 to 1266 code for a protein of 421 amino acids. Gene Ontology annotation, biological process: carbohydrate metabolic process.